CAGCUGGACGUCAGCGGCUGUGAUUGAACACGUGAAGCCGCAGAGAGCUGAGAUCUGCGGAGUUUCAGGAGUGUUGGACAGAAGUUUAAAUUUACUUCGUGAAAAUGUUCGACUUGAAGAAGAGAAGCAGUUUGACUCUGAAAGGCGGCAGAGACUCGGAGGAGUUCAGGCGAGUGGCGGUCAGACGGAAAGUCAGAGGAGCUGUGGGAGACUGCGGCGGCCCAGAUCUCAGCGAUGGUCGAGUUUGUGGAUCAGAACUAAUCCCUACACUUGGCCCAGAGGAAGAUAAUGGAAAAAGCCCAACAAAGAAAUCCCCUUUGAAACCACAAGUUCCUCCUAAACCAGCCCACCUCCUGAGUCCUCUGAGCAUCAGACAGGAUCAAGCCGACACUACAGAAACAGCAGUACAUCCGCAGAUAAAUGUAACAGAGCAAGACCAGAGUCCUACAAGAGCUUAUGGAGUUCCUGUUUCAUGUUUCAGCGCUUCACAGAACUGUUUAGGCUCCUUGAGUCCAGAUAGAGGAGCAGGAAGCCACUUUUUCAAUGGAUCACACAUCAGCCCUGCCAGACAGGCUCAGGGGAUUUCUAACCUCUCUAGCAAUCCGCUUUUAAAAUCUCCAAGUCCGGGAAAAAGAGGAAUUCAGAACUGCAGCCCACUUAGGGAAGGAGGCCACAGCCCUGCCAAGCACUCCCCAAGAAACCACAGUCCUCUGAUGGGCAAACUGAGGACCCCCAGCCCUGUCCAGGGGAAGAUGGGCAGCUACAGUCUUGCAAGGAGCUCCAUGUCCUGGUUGGGUCUGCACAGAAUUCCUAAUGACAAAAUGGAAAGACAGGAGAAGAGAGCAGAGAAAUCUCUGAGUGUCCCUGAUCUGAUAGUUUACAUGGAUGAGAGCAGAAUUCACAGUGAAACGGCUGAACGAUCUCCUCUGAAACCUCUGCAAUCACCCAACUGUAAAGGACCAGCAGCUGUUAACCGUAGACUGAAUCAUACCUCAAAUGAAGGACGUCAAACAAGUCGAGAGACCUCCACAGGACAAAUAAAUGGUGCAGUUCAGGGAAACGGAUGGCUGGAAGUAAAUGGACUCAGUGACAAGAUGGAAGUGAGCAAAACACCCACAGGAUCCAAGUUCUCCUGCCAGUGGACUAAAGCAACUACAGGAGAUGAGAGGAUUCAUGAGGAGUCUAGAGGUGAACAAAAUGAAGAGGAGACAGAGGAGGAAGUUAGAGAAGAGCUACAAGAUGAAGAAAACACUCAGCAGAAACUGUACAAGAUCGCUACAGAGCUGCUGCAGACAGAGAAGGCGUACGUGGCUCGACUCCACCUGCUAGACCAGGUGUUCUGUUCACGGCUAACAGAAGAAGCAGCUCGAGGCUCGUUUCCUCCUGAGGUGAUAAGAAACAUCUUUUCCAACAUUUCCUCUGUCUACUCCUUCCACAGCCAGUUUCUGCUGCCAGACCUGGAAAACUGCAUCCGACACUGGUGUGAAAGUCCCGGUUUGGGUAAAGUUCUUCUACAAAACGCACCUUUUUUGAGGAUGUACGCCGACUACGUCAGGAACUUUGACCAGGCCAUGGAGCUGGUGAGAACCUGGACAGAACGUUCUUCUGCCUUCAGGAACAUCAUCCAGGACAUCCAGACUCAGGAGGUUUGUGGGAACCUCACCCUGCAGCACCACAUGUUGGAACCGGUCCAGAGGGUUCCACGUUAUGAGAUGCUGCUGAAGGAUUAUCUGAAGAAGCUGCCGGAGGAGGAUCCAGAUUAUGAGUUUGCUCAGAAAUCCUUGCAGACUAUUUCCAUGGCAGCCACACAUUCAAACAGCGCCAUCCACAAAGCUGAGAGCUUAAAACGGCUGCUGGAGAUCUAUGAGAUGGUUGGUGAGGAGGAGGUGGUCAACCCAACUAAUGAGUUUCUCAGGGAAGGGCGUCUUCUCAAACUUGCUGCCAGGAACACAUCAGCCAUGGAGAGACAUCUGUUCCUGUUCAACAACUUUCUGCUGUGCUGCUCUCCGAGGUUCAGCCUGGUUGGACAACGCUUUACCAUUCGUUGCAGGAUCGGAGUGGAGGGCAUGCACGUGCAGCAGACCACCAACGAAGACCAUCUGUACACCUUCCAGGUCUCUGGGAAGGAGAGGAUUCUGGAGCUACAGGCCAGCUCUGAACAAGACCGAGACGACUGGAUAAAGGUGAUCCAGGAAGCCAUUGAUGUGUUUCAGAAGAAAAAUGAAACCUUCAAGUUGGCCUCUAAGGAGCUGAACAUGGAAGAACCAACGGAAGAACUUGGCCGACGGGCUCCUCGCUGGAUCCGGGACAAUGAGGUGACCUUGUGUAUGAACUGCCGGGAGCCUUUCAACGCCCUCACCAGGAGAAGACAUCACUGCAGAGCCUGUGGAUUUGUGGUGUGUUGGAGGUGUUCAGACAAUAAGGUGGCUUUAGAGUACGACGGUAACAAGCUGAACAAAGUGUGCAAAGCUUGUUACUCCAUCCUGACCAGCCAGAGUGGAGGCAAGGUGGACGGAAAGAGAAGGAGAAGAACACUGGAGUCUGAUCCACCUCCAGCUUCUACUGACAGUGUAAUGAGUGGGUUCCUGCAGUAUGGUAACAGUCCCAUGAUCUGGCAACAAAUGUGGUGCGUUCUCACCAGAACUGAACCUCAAGUUCUUUACCUGUAUGCUGAUCUACAGGAUUCGAAGCCUCAGGUCAGUGUUCCUCUGCCGGGCUGCAGCGUUGAUUCUUCCCCUCAGGAGCUCCAGAGUCGACCCUGUUUCUGUCUGAACCAGAACAAAACCAGGCACAUUUUCUGCUGUGAAGAUCCCAACCUCAGACAGAGCUGGAUGACUGCUCUUAAAGCUGCUGUGGUGCCAAACAGCAUCAGUUUAUCCAGAUGCGGAGGCAACGGAGAGGAAUUUGUGAUCAACAAGGAGAAUCAGUCCUGAAUGUGGGAGGUACUUUUUAAAUGCAAACAUCAACAUACAGCAGCAGAUGCUUAAUGAAUGAAAUCUAGAGGAGAAAUUCAGGAAUUUAAUGAACAAUAUUCAAACUGAAAUCUCUGUUUUUUCCUGUAUGAGUGGCUGUGUACUUUAUUCUGAAAUGGUUUAUAUUAAAAUAAUAAAGUAAAGGUGUUUUAACAUGA
Molecule: messenger RNA, 3130 nt
Organism: Acanthochromis polyacanthus (spiny chromis)
Lineage: Eukaryota; Metazoa; Chordata; Actinopteri; Pomacentridae
Product: FYVE, RhoGEF and PH domain-containing protein 4-like
Exons: 16
Coding region: 105-2933 (942 amino acids)
Biological process (GO): filopodium assembly; cytoskeleton organization
Cellular component (GO): cytoplasm
Molecular function (GO): metal ion binding; guanyl-nucleotide exchange factor activity
Source: RefSeq, a predicted model, not a curated record